Oncorhynchus gorbuscha (pink salmon) is the source of this 3162-nucleotide messenger RNA. RefSeq names its product protein jagged-1b-like. Gene Ontology annotation, cellular component: plasma membrane; protein-containing complex. Lineage: Eukaryota; Metazoa; Chordata; Actinopteri; Salmoniformes; Salmonidae. The coding region runs from base 656 to 2935 and encodes 759 amino acids. The transcript is spliced from 13 exons. Gene Ontology annotation, biological process: multicellular organism development; establishment or maintenance of epithelial cell apical/basal polarity; Notch signaling pathway. The record is from RefSeq and is a predicted model, not a curated record. Gene Ontology annotation, molecular function: calcium ion binding.
CGUCACUGGCUGGCAUCCUUGUUCGCCGAGUUCUUUCCCACAGCCGAUACGCACAGAGCCUUGCCCGGGACCUGGGUGAUUCGGAUCCGUAGCCCUGAGCGAAGUGACCACACCGGGUUGGAAAGCCUACGGAAAGAGUGAGGGACGCAGCAUGCAGUGGAUAAACAAGAGAGAGUAGAGUCUGGACUGGAAGAGAGGGAGAUCCUAUUUCAUUUGGGUAUCAAUUUGAGUCCGUGGCGCAAAGAAGGAAAGGGUGUAUGCCUAUGGGUUUAGUUUGAAGGGCGAGUGCGUUGCGCAUAAGGAGAGUGUAAUUGGGAUGAGAGCUCAAGUCAGGGAGCCAGCAGGUCUGACAUUCAAAGCCUCUUAACGGCAGGUGGAGUGAAGAUCGACCUGGUGGAGUGAGAGUGUUUUUUUCUUCUGAGGAGAGACCCACCCUUGACACCGCACCAAGAGGGAGAAGCCGGGGAGAAGGGUCGAGGCGGGGCGGGCAGGCAGGAGGAACUCCACAAGGGGAACAAUACAAGUUAGGCAAUAAUGCUUUCUCUCAAGCCUAGUACCAAACGAUGAACUGGCGCUUAAAGAUAGCCGAGAAAGGGAUAUUAUAGAGAAGAGGGGAUACUGCCUCGUUGUUUGUCCUCGAUCCUUUGACGUUGAGAUGGAGAGAGAAAGAGCGCACGGACGAAAUCCGGUUGAUUGCUGCAGCGGAGGUGAGAGGAGCUGCGCCAGGACGGAGAUGAGGAGAGAUCGGCGCUGGAGACAGCAGUGGACCGUGAUUUUUCUCAUCGCCCUUGCUCUGCAGCCGCAGGCUGUAUGUGCAGUGGGGAUGUUUGAGCUGCAGAUCCGUCACUUCCAGAACCCCCAAGGUGUGCUGCAGAGUGGAGAGUGUUGUGACCUCCAGGCCACCGAGGGGCAGCGCUGCUCUCUCAGGGACCAGUGUGACACCUUCUUCAAGGCCUGCCUCAAGGAGUACCAGGCCCGCGUCGUCCCCACCGGAGCCUGCACCUUCGGGGUGGGCAGCACCACCGUCCUGGGGGGCAACACCCAGUCCCUCCGUCAUCGAGGUCACGACGGAGGAGGGGGAGGAGGCGGAGGAGGAGGGGAUGUCACUACAGGACACAUUGUCAUUCCCUUCAAAUACGCCUGGCCGAAAUCGUUCUCCUUGGUGUUAGAGGCUCUGGACCAUGACAACAAAACAUCCGAAUCAGGUCAGGCUGGUCUGAUCGAGCGUGUCCUCCUGUCCUCCAUGUUGAAUCCCGGCGAGCAGUGGCAGACGUACCGUCACCACGGACGCUCGCUCAGCCUGGAGUACCGCCUGCGGUACCGCUGUGACCUCAACUACUACGGCCCCUUCUGCAACAAGUUCUGCCGGCCCCGGGACGACUUCUUCGGACACUUUGACUGUGACGUCAGCGGCAUCAAGGUCUGCAAGGAGGGCUGGACCGGACCGGAGUGUCGAGAAGCGGUGUGCAGACAGGGGUGUCAUCAGAUCCAUGGCUCCUGCUCUGUGCCUGGAGAAUGCAAGUGUCACUACGGCUAUGAGGGUGCUCUGUGUCACCGGUGUAUGACGUUCCCAGGCUGCGUCUACGGGAGCUGCGUUGAACCCUGGCAGUGUGUGUGUGACGUCAACUGGGGAGGCCUGCUGUGUGACAAAGAUCUGAACUACUGCGGUACACACCGGCCCUGUAAGAAUGGGGGCACCUGUUCCAACACAGAGCCUAACGAGUACCAGUGUGAGUGCCAAGAGGGCUUCCGCGGGCGCAACUGUGAUAUCGUGGAGCAUGCGUGUCUCUCGUCCCCCUGUGCGAACGGGGCCACCUGUGCGGAGGAACCGUCGGGUUUCAGCUGUGUCUGUGCGGACAGCUGGACCGGACACACCUGCGCCGACGCGGAGCGGCAGUGUGACUCAAACCCGUGUGGGCGCGGGGCGACGUGCCAGGAGUCUCCAGAGGGGUUCCGGUGCCUCUGCCCCCCCGGCUGGACUGGCAGAACCUGCCAACUAGACACCAACGAGUGUGACACGGGUGUGUGUGUCCAUGCCCGCUCCUGCCGUAAUCUGAUUGGUGGAUACCUGUGCGAUUGCCUGCCAGGCUGGGCGGGGCCUACCUGUGACGUCAGGAACAGCAGCUGCCAGGGGUUGUGUCUAAACGGAGGUCACUGUGAGGACUCUGUGUCAGGCUCACGCUGCCUGUGUGUACCCGGUUUCUCUGGGAAGCACUGCCAGACUGGCCCCAGUCCCUGUGACAGCACCCCCUGUCAGCACGGAGGCCAGUGUGUGGACACGGAGGGCAGGGCGGAGCUUUGUAGCUGUCCCAUGGGCUACUCAGGGACGUACUGCGAGAUGGUGGUGGAUCUGUGCAAUCCCAACCCAUGCCAGCAGGGGGUGCCCUGUCAGAGCACCGACGGGGGGUACACGUGUGCCUGCUCCGAGGGUUACUAUGGUAAUGAGUGCACGAGCCUUAAGGACCCUUGUCAUGGCCAACACUGUCCAGGUGCCAUGUCAGACCCGGCUCGUGGAGGGGUCCAUCUCUACAUGGUGUUGGUGGGAGUGUCAGCGUUAGUAACGGCGUGCGGCUGCGCAGCCUGCGCCCUCCUCCUCUCCCAUCUCCACCGGCGACGGAAAAAGACGCAGGGCGGGCCCCAGGAGGAGGGCAUCAACAACCAGAGAGAGUUCGUCACCCUCGUCCGAAACCUGGACCGCCCCGCGCCCCUCCUGCCCCCUCUCACCCCCAUAACCACCACCCACACCCCUGUCCCUGUCCCUGUACCUCGCUUCUGCGAAGAGAUCGAGCUCACUCUGCCCCCCUCCCCGGCCCCCUCACACCCCUCCCCUGCACUCAAACCAUCAAACCACGCCCCCAAACAGGACAUCUCCAACCGUGAGAGGGAGAAGCUCAACCGCUUCCACUACUCAGACAAACAGGAACUGGAGGUGUGACCUUUGGACCUUUCAACUGUCUAGAGGCUUUUAUUAUUUUGUGCCCGCUUCUCUCUGACCGGGCCCUGGCACUGGGCCCCGGCGCCGUGGCAUGUUGCACAGGUUCCUGUGGCGAUGACCUCACCCCGACCCAUCCCUCUGUGAGUUGACUCCUCAUCUUUUGUGAGCUGAUAUUGUCAUCUGCUAAUUGGCAUAAAUUAUUGUUGUAGAAUGCUGGGCCUACGAGG